UUUUAUAUAAAAAAAUGGCCUUUGAAGAAAAAACCCCAUUAAUCUCACAACAACAACAACAACAACCAGAACAACAACAACCACAAGUUCAACAACAACAAGUACAACAACCACAAUCAUUACAACACCCACAACUUGUUAUUCCACAAGCUAUUCAACAACCAUACCAACAACAACAAUUUUAUUACCCACAAUAUGUACAACCAACUAUUAUCUAUCAAAAUGGUGAACAAUAUGUAGCUCAAGCUCCACCACCAGGUUAUGUUUACCAAACAGUACCAGCUUACCAACCACCACCAAUCGUUGUAGAAAAGAAACGUUGUGAAUCACACAACCAAACUAAUAAAGAUACUACUGGUGCCGUUAUUAUUUUUAUUUUAGGUUUCUUUAUUUCAUGCAUCUGGUUAGCUGGUUGUAUGUACUUUAGAUCACCAAAUAAACUCGCUAGAGGUUUAGGUAUUUUAUCAGUCGUUUUCUUCUGUGUCGGUGUUAUUGUCGCCAUUAUUGUACUUUCAGUAGCAUUAGCUUCAUCACAACCAUAUCAAAAUUUCUCAAGCUCAAGUAGUUUUUUUUAUUAAAUAACUAAUACAGUAUAAUCAAAAAAUAUAAAUAACAAAGUGUAAUAUAGGAAAUUUUUUAAAAAAAUAUUUUUAAGAAAGAUAAUAAUAAUAAAAGAAAAAAAAAAAAGAAAAAAAGAAAAUCAUUUUUUAAAAAAUAACAGUUACACCAAAAAAGAUUAUAAACUUAUUUUAAUAAUUU
This is a messenger RNA of Dictyostelium purpureum, 759 nucleotides long. RefSeq lists its product as uncharacterized. The record is from RefSeq and is a predicted model, not a curated record. The transcript has 2 exons. The coding region runs from base 15 to 578 and encodes 187 amino acids. NCBI's taxonomy places the organism in Eukaryota, Evosea, Eumycetozoa, Dictyosteliales, Dictyosteliaceae.